AAAAAGUUGACACUUCUCGAAAAAUAUAGCAGCGCAACGUGUAAGUCACUAGAUCUGGUCUUCUAGGCGCAUUAGCAAUUUAAAUUUCACUGAGUUAGCUUAUUAAGAAAAAAUGGAAAAUGAAACUGUAUCAAAUGAAGUUGAAAUUACUACAAUCGGCAGUUUUAUAAUCAGUAAACCGUCCAAUCUGCGCAAGAGAGAUUUUGAUUUGUCAAGUGUUUUAAAGAAGCAUGGUCUUGAUAAAUCCUUUGUUUUAAAUAUUAAGAACAAAACUGAGUCUAACUAUAUAGAACUUCUUACUGCCAGUAAACGAGAACUGGAGAAACUCGAUGACUUUGUUGCUAAUUUAAUGAAUGGUAUUAAAAAGCAUGAAUAUAACACUGAGAAAAAGAUAGCUAGGUUCUAUCAUAAUAAAAGACUAAAGUUAAUUAGAUUAUUAAACGAAGUGAAGCAUAUAAACGAGUUUUCAAGAAGAUGUAAGAAUAAAGCGUUUCAAGAAGAACUAUCCAAAAUGGCGGACAAAAUUAAAUAUUCCAUUAAGUAUACUUGCUCGAAGCAUUUAACGUAUGAAAAGAACGAAGUGAAUGAUCUAGAUAUUGGUUGUGUAUCUCUUCCUGAUUUUGAGUCGCCAUUAAAAAGUUAUGAGAUUUGUACAAAUGAUGAAUUAACAUCAAUUAUUUCAAGUUCAAGAGGGUUCUAUGGCCUUUUUGCAACAGGAGAAAUCCUAUGCGUGAAUAGUAAUGAUUUAAUUUGUUCAAAAGAAAAUUCUGUUGCAAAUAUUCUUGUUACAAGCGAUGAACAACUAUGCUACGUAGUAAAGGAUGGAAAUACGUCUGUAACGCUAACGAUUCUAUCAAGUCACUAUCAUAUAUUCGAAAGCUUUACUAUCUAUUCAGAUACGAGACCUUGUACUUUUUCACAAUUUGGCGUGUUUAAAGAUGUGAUAUUCUUAACAACGAAGAACCAAGUAAGAUGCUACGAGAAAAACGAUAUGGUUCAUUGGGUUGAAUGGAGUCUACUUGAUUCCAAGCCCGUUGUACUAGAAACAAAAGAUUGUAAUGCUUAUGUUGCUUCCGAAGAUUACGUCAUGAUUAUUAAUUCAAUCGACAAGACGACUACAACUCUUACUAGUAAAAGAUGCGUUGAAAAUAUUUCUAUUGCAAGAGAUAUUGUUGGAAAAAUUAACGAUGAUUGCGUAAUAUUGAUAAUGGAACAGAUUAUUCACGUGGUCGAUCCAGUUAGAGAAACAGAUAAAACGUACCAUAUGGAGACACUUUUUCCGGGUGAACAACUUAGAACGUAUCGUAUUCUUGGGAAGCAAGUUAUUUUUUGUCUAACUAGUAAGACCGAUCGAAUGAAGCUAAGCUUUAGACAUUACCCUCUUAAUCCCAACGAUUAAUGCGCUGAAGAUGAUUGAUUUCUUAAUAAUAUAUUUUUUAGAUCAUGAGACAUUUCACCUGAAAGAGUUGAAGAUGAAAAAAUUCAACUUAUUCAUGAUUAUUAACUUGAUUAUUGUGCUGAUAACAUAUAUGUAUGUAUGUUUGUAUGUAUGUAUAUUUGUUUGUUAGUUUAAGGUUAAAGGUUUUGUUUGAAUGAAAGUAUGGAAAUAUUUGGUUGAUGAUUGUAGCUUUUGUAAUAUAUUAAACAGAAAUAAACAUUUGAAAUG
Dimorphilus gyrociliatus is the source of this 1666-nucleotide messenger RNA. NCBI's taxonomy places the organism in Eukaryota, Metazoa, Annelida, Polychaeta, Dinophilidae. The record is from the annotation of a GenBank genome assembly.